UUAAAAUGGAAAAAAUUCAAAUAAGAUAAACAGAGGAAAUGAGUACAGGAAUAAUACUAGUAUUCAUUAAACAAUUACUCAAAAUAGUUAAAAAAUAUCUUGCAUUCUUUCAGACAUCAGCAUUCUCAUUGAAGUAUUGAAUUCAUCUCAGAUGUUUCCCUGGAGAAAUUAAAAAAAGGAUACAAACAAGUCAACAAUCCAGUCCAGAGCUGUACAAUGAAUGUGGAGCUGAAGUACAAAUAUCUGAAAGCAGGAAACCCUCAGUAAAAGUUCAUUUCUCACGAUUAUUAAUUUCUCUAUUAUAAAAGGAAACAAACCUGAACAAAGAAAUAAACAAGUCACAGAAAGGAGUGAAGAAGGGAGGGAAACAAAGAUGGGAGGAGCAGAAAGAGAGUGGAUCGGUGAUAUCAGUCUGUUCUGAUAAAAGAAGAAACACAAACACACCUGAAACACAACAUCUACAGAAAUGGAGAGAAUCACACUGAUGUCUGUUCUGCUCACAGUCGUGGUCAGUUCGUCUCUGCGUCAGUAUCACUUUGUGAAUCAGAAGAAGAACUGGACUGAAGCUCAGAGAUACUGCAGAGAUAACUACACAGAUCUGGUGUCUAUCAAUGACAUGAAUGAACAGAAUGACACAAAUCAGCUCCUACAGAGAGUGAACAUCAGUGCUGACCGUGUCUGGAUUGGGCUGCAGGACGCAUGGGUUUGGUCUCUGAAAAACUCUGACUUCUACAGAGGAGAUGAGUCUCAGUUUAGGAAGUGGGGACCAGAUCAACCAAAUGGAGAUGGAGACUGUGUUUAUAUGAAGAGUGAUGGACAAUGGCAUGAUGUAGACUGUAGUACAACAAGACAUUUCAUCUGCUAUAAUGGCAGCAGUAAAGGAUUCGUCCCUGUACAGGAGAAAAAGAACUGGAUUGAAGCUCAGAAUUACUGCAGAGAGAAUCACACAGAUCUGGCCAGUGUGAGGAAUGAGACGGAGAAUAAUCAGAUAAAGAAAAUCAUAAACCAGAACCUAACUUCACCUAAAGAAGCCUGGAUCGGUUUGUACAGAUUCUGGGUUUGGUCAGACAACAGCAACUUCAUAUUCAAUCUCUGGAAGAGUGGUGAACCCAAUGAAAGAGCUACAAAUUACAGCAUCUGUGCAUCAACUGGUAUCAGUGGUGAAGGAGGAUGGACAGACGAGCGUUGUUCAGUUCAGCAUCUCUUUGUGUGUUAUGAUGUUAAACUGGUUCUGAUCCGAGAGAAUAAGACGUGGUCUGAAGCUCUGAGAUACUGCAGAAAUAUGAGCAUGGACCUGGUGUCGGUGGAUUCGGAGCAGAUGCAGCAGCGGGUGAUGAAUGUGACCUCGAGCGCUCUCUCUGAUCACGUGUGGCUGGGUCUGCGUCACUCCUGCACAGUGGGGAUCUGGUUCUGGGUCAACGGUCAGACCGUGUGCUAUGAUCAGUGGGCUUCUGGUUAUGACAGUGGACCGGACGAAUGUCAUAAGACGGUCAUAUCCGGAGUCAUUCGAAAGAAUGAUACUCGCUGGAUCAGCCGCCCUGAAACUGAUAGAUACAACUUCAUCUGCAUCAAGUGAGUGCUGGAGACUCACUGCUUACAUCUGAUCCAGAUUACAAAUAUUCUGUACUUUUAAUUAGAUCGCACUACAUUUUAAUAUGCCUAUAAAUAGAGGACCGUUAAUUUCUUAUGGAUUACAUGUUCACACAAUACCAGUAAAAUAUUCACUUAAUUAUAAAGUAAUUACAAAGUACUCAGAAAACAUUACUUAAAACGUGAAAUCUAAUGGAUUGUUACUAAAUAAAAUGUUCAUUAUGUACUUUAUAACCAGUAACAGACUUAAUAAUAUAAUAUAAUAUAAUAUAAUAUAAUAUAAUAUAAUAUAAUAUAAUAUAAUAUAAUAUAAUAUAAUAUAAUAUACCCACUGUGAAUCAUAUAACAGAUUAUGAAAAUUCAAUAAAGCCAAUAGGACUUGAUUAAAAAAAAUAAUAAUUCCAGUUUACUUGUAAAGCUCUUUUCACAAUACAUACCGUUUCAAAACAGCUUCACUAAAAAUUAAUAUUUCAUAGUUAUGAUCAUGAAUUUUUCUGUUAUUGGACUCAGAUCAUCUCAAUUUAGAAUCUUUAAUGUCUAUUUGAACUUCUGUCAUGUUUUUAUUUGUUUAGGAUCAAAUAAAUGAUUCAGUUUCACGACUCAUGAGGUGAUGGAGACAACAAUUUACUGUGUUUUCUUUCAUUUGACUUUAUUAUUAUUUUUGUAUAGCAUGUUAUUUAGUACUAAGCACUUACAUUUACUUUUCUGAAAAUAAUAUGUUCAGGAAACUUCAUCUAAAAUGACUGCAAAUAUACUAAUUUUAAUGCAUGCAACUUGAUAUGAGACACAAGUAUCUAAUCGGACACUGUGAUGGAAAAUAUGUAUGUGUCAUGUUCAGUUUUGGUUUCAUUUUGAUAGACUUUUAGUUUUCUUCCAGUUUGUUUGGUCGUCAUGGUUUUUAAGUAUCUUCUUAUCUGUCACUAUAGUUACUGAUUAUGUUGUUCACCUGUGUCUCAUUAAUUUCCUUUAUUACUGUGUAUUUUUUUUAAAUUCCUCUCACUUGGCAUUGUAGACUAUUAAUAUUUUUGACUCGAGUGUUAUGUUCCUCUGUAUAAACUCAUCUACAAUGAAUUCAUGUAAACAUAAUUGGAUAAAUGUAACAAUUUUAUAUAAUGAUAAUGAAUGUUAAUUGAGUGACUUUAUGGAAUAUUUGCACUAUAUUUGAAAAUCAGCUGAAGCAAAUA
Messenger RNA from Carassius gibelio (silver crucian carp), 2774 nucleotides. RefSeq names its product macrophage mannose receptor 1-like. The transcript is spliced from 5 exons. NCBI's taxonomy places the organism in Eukaryota, Metazoa, Chordata, Actinopteri, Cypriniformes, Cyprinidae. The record is from RefSeq and is a predicted model, not a curated record. The coding region runs from base 467 to 1576 and encodes 369 amino acids.